AUGACGAAAUUUAUUCUUGAAACUUUUGUCUUAAUCUGUGUUAUUCAGGCUACAUUGAGUGUAGGGUGUCCGAAUGGAUGUAAGGCAGAUGAAUGCUGUGUAAGUUUUUUCUCUGCCAUCGCCAGCAAACGACAACUGAAGAUUUCAGAUCUCAAAUCCAAAUUUAUUAAUCCUAUCAAUACCGAGUUGAAGGUCCAUAUGUGUCGCAAAAUCAAGCGUAAAGGUGAGAGAUGUCUGGUAAACAACAGAUCAGGAGAAUGGUGUGAUUGUGAAGCAGGUACUACAUGUGUCGCUCAUGGAAAAUCUGGUUUAGAUAGAUUUUUUGGUAGUUGUAACAAGGCUUAA
Messenger RNA from Lottia gigantea (owl limpet), 345 nucleotides. RefSeq lists its product as hypothetical. The coding region runs from base 1 to 345 and encodes 114 amino acids. The transcript is spliced from 2 exons. The record is from RefSeq and is a predicted model, not a curated record. NCBI's taxonomy places the organism in Eukaryota, Metazoa, Mollusca, Gastropoda, Lottiidae.